This is a messenger RNA of Pieris brassicae (large cabbage white), 3002 nucleotides long. RefSeq names its product histone acetyltransferase KAT7-like. Bases 96 to 2396 code for a protein of 766 amino acids. NCBI's taxonomy places the organism in Eukaryota, Metazoa, Arthropoda, Insecta, Lepidoptera, Pieridae. The record is from RefSeq and is a predicted model, not a curated record. Gene Ontology annotation, molecular function: zinc ion binding; histone acetyltransferase activity. The transcript is spliced from 12 exons. Gene Ontology annotation, biological process: regulation of DNA-templated transcription. Gene Ontology annotation, cellular component: nucleus.
AAUACUAUAGAUAUACCUAUUACCUACAUUGAAAAAAAAUCCUCUAUUAGAUAUUCAUGUUUCUGCUUUCUAUUUAUUGUUAAUUCAAGAAUAUAAUGAAGAAACCUGAAGUAAGCAAGAGUAGCACGGAAAGUAGUUCUGGGUCCAGCUCUGGUUCCAGUAGCAGCGGAUCUAGCUCCACCAGUUCAGGAUCAGGUUCCAGCAGUUCAGAUUCAGAAUCCUCUACAUCAGAUAUUCAACCAAAAACCGAACCAAAAUCACCAAAACAAGGUCCUUCCAGUGAACCAAAGAAGGAGAAAGAAUGCAAGCCAACAAAAGCAGCCAAAUCUAAAAACAAAUCCUCAAGUGAAGUAGACAGGUCAAAAGUACCCAGUCCCAAACCAAUGCCGCAAAAACAAAGAGGUGGAGCAAAAAAGAAAAAUGCAGCUAGCGUAUUAGCUAAGAAAAAACCAACAGCAAAAGCUGCAGGGGCCAAAUCUGGAACGGCAAAAGCUCCAAACCGAAUAAUCAAAAGUGAAAGCUUGUCCAAGAAGAAGAGUAUAUUUUCACCUGAAAAUAGCUCGGAUUCUGAACCAGAGAGCAAAAAUAAAGCUAAAACUGGAUCUAAGGCACCAACCAAGGCCAAAAAAACACAAAAGAAACAAACUGAAGAAAAAAAUGUUUCACCUUCAAAAACCAUUGAAAAACCAUGUUCAAGCUCUAAAGAUAAUGAGGUUAGUGGCAAGAAAAAAACAAAUAAGUCAAACACACCUCAAAAGCUUGCAAAGAAAGUGCCAGAGAACAAAAAUCCACAAUUGUGUACGUCAUGUCCGUCAUCUGGAGAUUCUGGAUCAUCAGAAAGUGAGAAAGAGAUAGAAAAGAAAAAAGAUUCAGCUAUAGCCAAGCCUCCUAAGCAAGACGCCCAAAAACCUAGCACAAGCCGCGAAGCAGCUGAAACAGUUGGUACUGUGCCGAGGAAGUUAACGCGUUCGAAAACCGCUCGGGCCUCACGAAUGGCAAAGCUCAAUCCGUCAGAUUCUGACACCGAAUCUGAUGCUGAAGGAAAAAGCACAGGAAAGAGUAAAGAAGAUAAAAAGCCAACCAAAGCCCGAGUGGCCCUGGUUAAGUCUCCAGUCAUCCCAUCUCAACCAACAGUUCCCUCUGAGAGAAAGUGUCCAGUUAGAGGAUGUGACUCUACUGGACAUUUAGGCGGAGUAGCGGAUAGACACUUUACCUACGACGCUUGCCCCGUCUACCAUAACGUAACCGGCCCCUGGUGCGUAGCUGCGGCAGAAGAACGUAGUGCUGCAGCCACUAUUGGGAAAAAAGCUAAGGCUUCGAUGACUCACCGACCACGAGCUAUGCCCACAAUCGAUCAGCGUGCCUAUCAGCUCAAAAUCAAGGAUUUGCGAAGCAAAUGGAAAGGCAAUGACCAAAGAGCAAAGUCGAAUAAUGAAGACUACAAUGAAGAAAGGGAGCCGGUCCUCGAUGGAUUUGCGCCGGAUUACGAUCUCAGGCUAUUCCGGGAUGCACAGGCGCUGGCUGCUGUGAAAAAGGAGGAGGGAUUGGACGAUAUACCAACGGAUAAAGGGACUAGAUAUGUGGUGAUGGGCAAAUAUAUGAUGGAGGUCCUAUACCAAUCUCCAUAUCCAGGAGCCGCGGCGAGGGUGCCGCGACUUUUCGUAUGCGAGUUUUGUUUGAAGCACCAGGCUUGCGAGACCGGCGCAAAUCGACACAGAGCUAAGUGCGUCUGGCGACACCCUCCGGGGGAUGAGAUUUACAGAAAAGAUUCGCUUAGCGUAUGGGAAGUGGAUGGUCGCAAGCAAAAGCAGUAUUGCCAGCAACUGUGCCUGCUCGCAAAAUUCUUUCUCGACCAUAAAACACUGUACUAUGAUGUUGAACCAUUCCUCUUCUAUGUGAUGACUACGGCUGAUGGAGAGGGUUGCCAUAUCAUCGGAUACUUCAGUAAGCUAGCGGAAAAGAAUUCUUUCCUGAACUACAACGUCUCGUGUAUACUAACAUUGCCUCCCUAUCAAAGGCAAGGUUAUGGGCGACUGCUCAUUGAUUUUAGCUACCUUCUAACGAAAGAAGAAGGCAAAGUUGGUUCACCGGAAACCCCUCUAUCGGACCUGGGUCUCAUCUCUUACCGGUCCUACUGGAGGGAGGUGAUCCUCAACCAGCUGUGUAUUGCCGAGGGACCUGCUCUUAGCAUACGGGACUUGAGCAAGAAUUUGGGCAUAGCGUCUUCGGAUAUUGUGUCCACUUUGCAAGAAAGAGGACUUAUGAAGUAUUGGAAAGGGAAACAUAUUGUCUUGUCCAAGGAGGAGGUACUCAAAGAAGCCUAUCUGCGUGCAGCCGGUGCACGUUCCGUGGACCCCUCCUGCCUCCGAUGGUGGGGCCGACCGGCGCCGCGCUGACCCCGCGCUCGGCGUACGCGCACGCGCCGAGAGCGAGAAUCGCGAGAGCCGGGCCAGGAUCGCUCACAGCCGGGCUAAAGGAUAGCUCAGUGUACGUCGGCACGAGGCAGUAGUUUAAAGGAACCAAAAUUGCGAAUUGUAUCAAUACUCCAAAGGUUAUUACUGCCAAUUUCAUCUAGUGCCAAUGAGAAAGAUGCGGAUGGACCAUCUGUUGAAGUAUUAGAAUAACAAUUUCUUGAUGUUAAUCUAUGUAUGGUAAUCGAAUCUCAAUGUUAUGAGGGAUAUUGUAGGUACAGUUGCGUGCAUUAAAAUUAAUGGAUUAAGACUUAACUUCGUAUUAAGCCUUUUCGCCAAUCUUUUGAACAACUGAGCCUGUUAAAAUUAAUAGAAAACUCACGUGAUGUCGCGACUGUACUCCUGAAUAGAUGUUCUUGUAAUUUCUGAGCGUACGCGCUCUUUACAAUUAAAUUGGUGUUGUCAACUAAAGUUAUAAAAUCUAUAUAAUCUGGUUUAUAUAAUCCUUUGAUGUAUUACCGUUAAUAUAGAUGUUAAAUUUGAAAAAUCCUGUACUACAUUUUUGAUGUCUUAAUAAAGAGUAAUUCUGAA